Messenger RNA from Daucus carota subsp. sativus, 3447 nucleotides. Its product is annotated as probable ubiquitin-like-specific protease 2B. The record is from RefSeq and is a predicted model, not a curated record. The coding region runs from base 172 to 3198 and encodes 1008 amino acids. Gene Ontology annotation, biological process: proteolysis. Gene Ontology annotation, molecular function: cysteine-type peptidase activity. NCBI's taxonomy places the organism in Eukaryota, Viridiplantae, Streptophyta, Magnoliopsida, Apiales, Apiaceae. The transcript has 16 exons.
GACUCGACUUUGAGAAGCUCCCAUAAAUCAAAUCCCCAAUUUCUACAUAAACCCUAGAUUUUCGUGCCUAAAUAAUCACUGUCUAUCUUUAAUUUCAUCGAAAUUAAAAAAAAACCCUAAGUUUUGUAUGAUUAUUGAUCGCAAUUUGACUCGAUUAUUGAUCUCACUGAGAUGACGAAGAGUUCUCUCGGUGUUUUCGACUUCGACGAGGAAGACAACGCAGCUGAACUAAUCGCUGCCAAGUAUUCCGGCAAAAUCAUGGACUCCGAAGCUCAUCAAAAUUGUGCUGAGGGAAAAAGCAUGCAGUUUAAGGACCGUGGCAAUGUAGCACGUGUGGAUGUUGACGGUACCAAUAUAGACAACAACAGUGAGUGUGCUGCUUCAUCUGCCUUUAUGAAUGGAGAGGAUUGUGAUGUUAACAUGUCUGAUUUUGAUGCUAUGCCACUCACGGUUUCCUGUUUUGCUGAAGAGCUCCCUCAGUCGAGACCAAUUAAAGUCGAGCCUGAAAGUUCCUGUGGUCAAAUGGGAGGCAGUUCAGUAUCAGGAAUAGCUUUACCUGCAAAUACCAGAUUUAAAUGCCCUCGGGAUGUGUCAUCCAGCGACGAAUUCUCCGAUGCUGCUCCAGGUGCUGAUAGAAGCUUGAGUGAGACAUCUCCUUCAACUUCUUCCUAUAUUGGAGAUGAUGAUUAUGGUGAUGAUGAUGUUCCUGUUGAUGGGUCUGCAAACGACUGGCUUGGCUACAUGGAUACGUUUGACGGGGAGUUGGGCGUUGCAUGUUUACCAGAAUAUAUCUCGUAUCGUGAUAAACAUCUGACAGACUCUGUCAUGAUCUUUUCAAGCAGCCGGAUCACAGUUAGAAGUUCAAAACCUUAUGUAGAAGAAGAAAUCUUUGAAUUUCAGUUGGGAGUUGAUGAUAUCAUCAGUGUCGAGUCCCACUGGUGUGAAAGGUUUGAGAUGGGAAUGGUAAAGAUUCACAUAAUUUCAAAAGGUUCAGUUUUUGCUGGAGAUCUAAACGCCACUUCAGGUGUUGAGGAGUUGAAGUUUUCAAUUGUUGGAGACUGGUGUGGAAGACAGAAUGCAAUCAUUUCUAUGGAUGUUUACAAGCCUUUGUGGAAAACUGUGCUCAACUCUGAACUAAAUUGCAACAGUGAACUUGGGGACAAUGGUGAAGUGUUCUCGGAUCGUUAUUUUCCCAAUUUUGAUAAGGCUUUUGAAGACCUUAUCUAUCCUAAAGGGGAUCCAGAUGCUGUUUCAAUCAGUAAGAGGGACAUUGAUCUUCUACAGCCGGACACGUUUGUUAACGACACUAUUAUUGACUUCUAUAUCAAAUACCUGAAGAACAAAAUUGAACCCUGUGAGAGACACAGGUUCCAUUUUUUUAAUAGUUUUUUCUUCCGGAAACUGGCUGACCUUGACAAGAACCCAUCCAGUGCUGUGGAAGGCAGAGCUGCAUUUCAGCGAGUUCGGAAAUGGACUAGAAAAAUUAAUUUAUUUGAAAAGGAUUAUCUUUUCGUUCCAGUUAAUUUCAAUUACCACUGGAGUCUCAUUGUAAUAUGUUACCCUGGUGAAGCAGCUGAAUCCCUAGAUCCUGAUCCACACAAGGCCCUUAGAGUACCAUGUAUAUUGCAUAUGGAUUCUAUCAGAGGAAGUCAUUCUGGUCUGAAAAGUCUUCUUCAGAGUUACCUGUGUGAGGAAUGGAAGGAAAGGCAAAAGGAUUCGUCGGAAGAUAUCUCCUCUAGAUUUUUGAAUUUGAGAUUCCUGUCACUAGAGCUUCCGCAGCAGCAAAAUUCAUAUGAUUGUGGGCUUUUCUUGCUUCACUAUGCAGAGCUCUUUCUUGAAGGAGUUCCUGUUAAUUUCAACCCUUUCCAACUAACAAAAUUCUCCAACUUUCUUACCGCAAAUUGGUUUGUGCCUUAUGAGGCAUCCCUGAAGCGGGCCUUUAUCCAGAGAAUGAUCUAUGAUCUUCUAGAUAACGGGUGUUCACAUGGAACUUCUUAUGGUGCUGGAAGUAGGAAGGAAUUCACCUCAAACUGUUUGCCAUCCUCAUUCGAAAAUGGAACUACUAAUGGGUUUAUUGCAGCUAGAUGUAGUCCUUCAAAAGCUUUCUACAAUAAUGCCAUGGGUUCUCAAACUGGGCAGGAACUUGAGUUGACGUUAUUACCAUCCGUUGUGAAAAGUCCUGGUUGUAAUAGAGAUUCAGGUUUGGUUGACGCAGAUCCUAUGGAGUCAGGUGAUGCUGUAGGGUCGAUUUAUCAAUCUCUAGAGCAGGCAGAAAACUCAGCACCUCUGAAUAAAUUUAAGAAUGCUAUGCUGCAAAUAGAGGGAGAGAAAGAGGCGGAUGGGUUUUGUGGCUCCACUGCUGCAGCAGAAACUGGUCUUGAAAGGUUUGUUGCUACCACAUAUCAAGAAUCUAAUCCGUUCUCAUCUACAGAAUUCAAAGGAGAGCCAUCAUGGAACUUAAGAGCGUCUGUUCAUCAGAUAGUGCCUGAUGAAGUUAAGUCAUCACUAGAGAAAUCUGUCUGUGUCACUGAUGAAGCAUUAGAUGUAGAGAUGGUGAAUCAUGAUCUCGAAGGGACAAAUCUGAAUUUCGAAGUGAACGUAGAUCAAUCCAGGCCACCAGAGGAUGACGAAGAGUGCGUAAUGGUUCCCGUUACCUCUGUCCCCAGUAGGAUACUUGAAAAUUUUUAUAACAGUCCUGAUCAUAUUCACUACCAUGAAAGUGAGGAUGUGAAUUUGGUCACAACCUUCCCAGAAAGUAUGCUUGGAUCAUCUGCCCCAGAUUUUGAUGCUGGAGAGGAAGGGAUCAUGACGCGCUCACAAUCAUUCACUGAUGCAGAGUUAGUAACUAACGCGCUUCAAGGUGUUGUAGACCAUGGUCUAGAAGGGACAAAUCCGAAUUUUGAAGUAAACGUAGUUCAAUCGAGGCCAACAGAGGAUAAGGAUCUUUGCCUUCGCUCUACCCCCGGGAGGAUACCUGACAUUGAAGGUGCGGAAUUGGUCAUAAACUGCCCACAAAAUUUACUUGGAUCAUCUGCCCAAGAUUCUGAUGCAGGAGAGGAUGUCGAGAUGUGCAAAGGUUCACAAUCAUUUCCUGAUACAGAUUUUGCAACAAAUAAGCUUCACGAGGCUAAGAGAAGGAAGCUUAUAUCUCUCGAAGGACGGCUGCCAGAAAAUUUGGCAGGGGACCUGCAUCUGUAGUUCAACAUCUUUGGGGCAGUUUCUCGUAAUUGUAGUUAUUGGCCAUGGAAUAUUUAGUGUGAAUACUAUUAACUUGUUUGGUUGUCUAAGGUCAUAUAGGGCUAGUAGUAAUGGAUUUUUCCUUUUGGGUGGCAGGUCAGUUCAUGACUGCAUGUUGGCAACAUUGCACUUGCAUAUGUUUUCUGGCUUUUUCCCAGUAGGAUUAUAAAUAUUUCAAGAAUAUGGUAAUCUAUUGGUUGGAUUAUAGUA